AUGAUGGUGGCUGCCGUGUUGGCCGAAGGAAGCACAAGGGCUGGGAUACUACCAGGUUACCCAAGCCUAGGAAGGAUCAUGCAUUAUCAACCUUCUGGUAUCUUCUCGUGGCAAAAUGAGAAAGGAGAUAUGUUAGCGGCGUUCAGUGCUGCCUGUUCGACUUCUCCGAUUCGACCACAGGACCAUUGGAUGUCGUCGAGAUCUCUGCCCAUGAUUGAUGCCGGGGAAUCCAUACCAGCAGGCUACAAGUACGACGGCGCAUUCAAACCCCCCAGACGCCAAAUAGGGAAGAGCCUAUGGAAAGACCUGGGAAAGCAACGGUCAGCGAAACGAAAAGUUAAAAAGAUGGCUCAUCAAUUCACUCGCAAAAACGCCGACUGGAAAUAUGGGCGGAACACCUUGAAGAACAGUUCAGCUGGACUCCUGCAACACAGCCUGUAG
Opisthorchis viverrini is the source of this 441-nucleotide messenger RNA. RefSeq lists its product as hypothetical. The transcript has 2 exons. Lineage: Eukaryota; Metazoa; Platyhelminthes; Trematoda; Opisthorchiida; Opisthorchiidae. The record is from RefSeq and is a predicted model, not a curated record. The coding region runs from base 1 to 441 and encodes 146 amino acids.